GGAGAAAAACUUCGGUGAAGCAGAGGUUGCAAGAUUUUGCUAGAGUUAUCGUUCUUUGAAAUAUCGCUAAUGCGAGAAUUGAACACAAUUUUCUAUAUUUACAACCACAAUUUGGCAUUUUCUUAUCAAAUUUGAACAUAUUUAAACUAAAUAUGCUCUAAUUUAUGCGUUGGAAGGGGCAUUUCGGUAGUUUUAUGGGGCAUUUCGGUAAUUUCUGGGGGCAUUUCAGUAAUUAGAGGUACCGGAGCUCUACAGAUUAUAAUUUCUGUGGAAACGAGGGGGUUAUUUAUAUUCGGUAUUUCCUAUCCCCCCUCGUUUCCACAAAAAUUAUACAGAUUACAGAGAAAUAGUCACCUCGACUAAUCGACACGGCAAAAACUAUUUACUUCAAAAGUAUGAUUGAACAAAGUGCUAAUCCAAAAGAAAUGUGGCAAUGUUUGAAUAAUUCCAUUCUUAAACCUAAUCAGGUUGGGAACAUUUACCUACAGCGAGAUAUUCUCGCAAAAACGCGAUUAUCCCUCUCUAGUGAGAGUAAAUAUAAUUAUAAAUCCCAUACAACCGAUGAAAAACACCUCUUCCUGUUUCACGUGAAAAGAAGAAAAUGUGCUAAAAUGUCAGAUUCUUCUGCAAAAUUGAAACAAAAACACUCACGAUGUGCAUUGGAUUUCAGCCUCCUUCCCUCUUACGCUGCAACAUUUAUAUGAAAUUUCUUGACUGUGUUGUCAAUUUUAUAGAGACAAUUUGCAUCAUGUUUAGUAUGUAUCACACUUUUUCAGCACUGCACAGAAUUUGCCAUUAUUUUCAAUCAAAAUAUCUGUUAAUGUUUAUUUUCUUGCUAAAGAGGGAUUAUAAAUCACAUAUUAGCAAGAAGAUCUCACUGUAAGGGAAGUGUUCCCAACUUGCUAUUAAAUAUGUCUUAUGACGUGACCAUGUUUGAGGGCAAAGCAAGAAGUAUUGGCAUUAGUAUAGAUUCAUAACAAUACAAAAAAUAUCCCGAAGUUAGCACCUAACGUGUUAGGACAGAUCUCUAUGAAAGCAUCCAACUUUGGACACUUGAUCCACCUAUUCAUAGAACACGGGAAAUAUAAUGCAAUUGAUGUAAACAGUGUAUUGUGAUGUCAUAUUCAGAGUCUGUGUUUAGCAAAUUUACAACAUAGGAGACAUGGUACAAUAGUGUUAAUUGAGAUUAAGAAAUCUGGUUUACAUGCUUUUUGCAAAUUUUAUGUAAAAUCUCGGAUCGAUGUGAACUUGGAUACAAAAGAUUCAAAAUGAAGAAAUACAUACAUGUCCUCGUGCUUAUAUUGAAUCUACACCACUUUGACCAAAUUUUUUAAAAGUUUGGAACCUGGAUGGGGGUUGAUUGGGAUGAAGCUGACCGGGGGAAACAUAAUGGAAGUCACAAUGGACAUAAAUAUUUUAAUACAAGGUACUCAACAUCAGGAUCAUUUGUGAGAGGGAAGAAGUUGGAUCUCGGCAUAAAUUGUUUUGAUGCUAUUGUGGAUCGUUAUGGUAAAUUGGAAGACCCUAAUGCAGGGGUCAUAACAGAGGAGCUCUUUGUUAUGGGGAAUAAUAAGAAGAAAACAGUCGUAGAAAUGGUGGGAGCUAAGUCCGUCAAUGAAAGACAGAGCAAACUGGAUGCUCUGCAAGAAGCAGUUCUGAGAGGAAGUUUGGUGUAUGGUGCAGGUGAUAGCUCAGAAAAACUGAGAAAAUGUACACCCAAUAUACAGGAGCUGGACCUCUCUCUUAAUCUAAUACCAACAUGGCAAAUAUUGGCAGAUAUCUGUAAAUGUUUACCAAACCUCACAGAUUUAAAUGCAAGUGAUAAUCAAUUAGAAAUGCCCAAAGAUGUGCUAGUAUGCAGCGAUGGUUUCCAAAAAGUGAAAGGUUUAAAACUAAACAGAGUCCACUACAACUGGCAACAGGUGUUGGAGUGCAGCAGAAUGUUCCCGUGCCUGGAGCAGCUUCACAUUUGUUUUAAUGAUUUAUCAUCAGUACACUCCCCCGGCAGUCACUUGAAGUAUCUGCGACUUCUGAAUCUAGCUUCAAACAGUUUACAGUCCUGGGAAGAAAUUCUACAAUUAGAUGCUUGUCCCAGAUUGGAGAGCCUUAUUCUCAAUGAUAAUCAAAUUGAGUGCAUCAGUUUCCCUGACACGGACAUGGGAAGUAAAACAAAGAUUUUUCCAAACCUGAAAUGCAUCUACAUCAACAGAAAUAAGAUUUCACAGUGGAGCUGUAUAAAUGAAUUGAACAAGUUGCAGAGUUUUGAGGAUUUACAAAUAAACGGUAACCCAAUCCAAGACACUGCCUCUCCAGAGACGGUCCGACAACUCAUCAUUGCCAAAGUGGCCAACUUAAAGAAAUGUCAGAGGACAGAGGUAACUAAUGAAGAACGAAAGGGAGCAGAAAUAGACUACUUAAAGAGGUUUGGACCAGACUGGCUGAAAUCAGGCGGACACCAAGACCCUGCUCAGAAUAAACCCCAGGAAGAGUUCAUCCUACAGCAUCCAAGAUUUCAAGAUUUUGUCAAAGUGUACGGAGCACCAGAAAGUUCUGAAAUGAGCCAGAAACCACAGAAAUUGAAGGACAGUUUAAUAGAAAUCACAAUUAUGAAUCCAGAUGACCCCAACAUCAAAACUCUAAAGAAGAAAUUGCCAGCUACAAUGACAGCACAAAAACUUAAGGCUUUGAUACAAAGGUUGUACAAAGUGGACUCUGAAAUAAAGCUUUCCUAUGUCAGCAAGAAGAUGGAGAGUUGUGAGAUAGAUUUUGACAAUGACCUUCGACCCCUGAACUACUUUUCCAUUGAGGCCGGUGACACUGUGUAUGCCCGCUGGUCAUGACAAAUCCAUCAUUAGGAAUUCAUUGAGCUUAACUAAAACAUGCAUUGAGCAUCCACACGCUUUUUCUGUGAUACUUUAUUAAAUAUAGAUGUACUGCUUAUGAAAUAAAACAAGAAUUCAUAAAUGCAAAA
Ostrea edulis (European flat oyster) is the source of this 2971-nucleotide messenger RNA. Its product is annotated as tubulin-specific chaperone E-like. The record is from RefSeq and is a predicted model, not a curated record. The coding region runs from base 1350 to 2840 and encodes 496 amino acids. NCBI's taxonomy places the organism in Eukaryota, Metazoa, Mollusca, Bivalvia, Ostreida, Ostreidae. The transcript has 13 exons.